Symbiodinium pilosum is the source of this 332-nucleotide messenger RNA. The record is from the annotation of a GenBank genome assembly. Lineage: Eukaryota; Dinophyceae; Suessiales; Symbiodiniaceae.
GACACCGUGUGGGAGAUCUCAGCCAAGGAUGGUGGUAGCGGCUACGACCUCUUCCUGCGGCCGCCAUUCCCUCCAGUGGAAAUCGUCCGCCUCCGACAGCAGCGACGCGAGGGCUCGGAAGCUAUGUACAACGAGCGGGGGGAACGUAUCUACGGUGAGGAGUCGUGGUUCACAUUCGACAACCGAAGGCUCUACUGCCUUCAGCGAGCAGCCCUUGAGCACUGGCCGAGAACGACGGCUGUGGUGGCCAAGGUCCUUUUCGACAUGCCCGAUGUCCGCAGCGCGCGGCAUAAGUUCCGCAGCACCAGCGAUGGUCGCUGCAUCAAAGUCUC